Molecule: messenger RNA, 1454 nt
Organism: Paramecium sonneborni
Lineage: Eukaryota; Ciliophora; Oligohymenophorea; Peniculida; Parameciidae
Source: the annotation of a GenBank genome assembly
AUGUUCUGUCUUUGUGGAUUGAGAAAUGAAAAUGAUAAAUAAGAACAUAUAAAAAAUUCACAUGGAACUUCUCUUUAAUCUAAUAUGAGAUUAGAUAAUAAUGAUAAUAGAAACAGUAUAAAUAAUUUUCAAGAGUGCAAUAGAGUCAGUCAAGAAUACACAGAUUUUUUGUGGGAAUACGAUAAAAAUUAUUAAGAAAAGUCUUAGUUGUUUGAUUUUUGUGAAAUUUCACCUAGUUUUAAAUUAGAAGUAAUAUAUAUAAUGUUUAAAAAGGAAUCAAAAACUGAUUUUGAAGAGUCUUUAUUAAUGCACUAAGGAGAUGGAUUGUUGGUGAAAUUAAUCAAUAUAAAUUAAUAAUCAAUGAGUAAAUUGAAAGAUACAUUUACAGCAUUUAUUAUGAGAAUUCUUUAUGAUAUAAAGUCUUUCUUAGAAGUAUUAAAAUAUUCAUAUCUCUUUUAUUAGAUUGCUCCUUAAUAGGAAAUCAAAUUUGUUAGAUCACUUAUUCCUAAUAUAAUAACUGAAUUAACAUACAGAAGAAUUAAGAAUGAUAAACUAUUGAUUGCUCAUGAUCCAACUGGAAGUUUCUUACUUAAACACUUAUCUUCAAGUUAAUAAGUAUAUUUCAUUGAAGAAACCUAAGUCUAUCGUCCAAUCUUAGAUAAAGGAAUAGAAAUAUUGAAUUGUAAUAACAAGAUACACUAUGUAACUAAAUCAGAUAUUACAGUUAAAUUAGAUACUGCAAUUGUGAGUAAAAUAAGCUAUCUAUGUCUUUAGAUUUGCUAUUCUUCCAUGAUAUUCCAAUAUACAGUAUAAUUUAGGAGUAUUUGACCUUAGCCCAUGAUCUUAUUCUAAUUCUAUCUCCUAAAUUAGAUUAUCAUGAAAUGAUAUCAUAAUUAAGAUAAGGAAUUAAGAAUAGUGCAUAAUCACAUAUUUACUGUAGUGUAGAAAUACAAUCAGUUUAUGAAUAUAAUAAGGUUAUUGCUUUUAUUGUGUAUUAUGGAGAAAUCUCAGGAAUUAAACAAAAUUAACAAUUGUGUUUUCUCUAUAAAUGUAUAUCUAAAACAAUUUAAAGGACUUUUAAAUAUAAAGUUUUUUUGAAAAAUCUUAGGAGUUAAAUUGGAAUAAUGAAAUUAGUUGAUUUGUUUUCUCUUUAUGGAUUAUUAUUUAAUAGUUCAGAUGAGAAUUUCAAAAUAUUUUAUAAAUAAGUUAAGAAAUAAUACUUUCCCAAAAUAAAGUCUCAAAAAUUCAUUUAAGAAGAAUGUAAUAAAUCAUCUACUGAAUCAGAAAGUGAAGGAAUUCAAGAAACAGAAUCUGCAAACUCAAAUUUUACUGAAAUAAAAAUAUAUAGUAAAAGUGAAUCUAUUCAAAUGUCCAAUUAUGUUUAUGUUCACUUUCAUUCAUAAAACAGUUAGAAAUCUACUCAAUAUGAAGAAUAUAUUUAAAUUAGUGAAUGA